AUGGCCUGCUGCAUGAUGUACCGUGGCGACGUGGUCCCAAAGGAUGUGAACGCUGCCGUGGCCACCAUCAAGACCAAGCGCACCAUCCAGUUCGUGGACUGGUGCCCCACCGGCUUCAAGUGUGGCAUCAACUACCAGCCACCGACCGUGGUGCCCGGCGGUGACCUGGCCAAGGUGAUGCGCGCCUGCUGCAUGAUCUCGAACAGCACCGCUAUCGCCGAAGUCUUCUCCCGUAUCGACCACAAAUUCGACUUGAUGUACUCCAAGCGUGCCUUCGUCCACCACUAUGUCGGCGAAGGCAUGGAGGAGGGCGAGUUCUCCGAGGCCCGCGAGGAUUUGGCAGCCUUGGAGAAGGACUACGAGGAGGUGGGCAUCGAAACAGCGGAGGGCGAAGGAGCUCCUAUGGCUAGAAAUCCUGUAUGGCCCCAAGUACGCUAUGCUUUCGGGGUUCCGGCACUAAUUAUAGACUAG
Molecule: messenger RNA, 471 nt
Organism: Symbiodinium pilosum
Lineage: Eukaryota; Dinophyceae; Suessiales; Symbiodiniaceae
Source: the annotation of a GenBank genome assembly